CGAUUCGUACGCGAUUUUUGUGUUGACGCGAUUUUUGGUUGUUACGUUUCCUCGCGGUCGAUUCUUGUUUCUUUGUUUCGUCGGAUUUUCGCGUGUGCAGCGACGAGGCGAAACUAAUCAUACAUAAUCAUACAUUUUCGUGGAGCAAAAACACACGGCAAUUUUUUAAUAUAUAAAAAAAAUGAAAUAAAAAACACCAUAGAGGCAAACAAAAAGUUCCCCAAACAAAUCAAUUGAACGAAAAAGGAGCAAAUAAAUCCACGUCUACGAUUUUAUUGCUAUUGUUUUUUAUUGGAUGGUCAUGGCCUUUGCAAUCAAGGUGUCAGUGAUGACACCCACAACUUUUGUGUCUUGGUGCUAGGAUCAGCUUUUGGACAGCUUGGUAGAUAGCAACUGGAGCCACCUCAACCUGGAUACGGACUACACUGACACUGAGAAAAACUGCAUACAAUAAACACAUAUCCGAGGUAGAUCGUGGCCAGGCCGAAGAAGGUAAUCUGAUGGUUGUGGCUUGCGAAGAUGCCUUCAGCGAACACGGAAGACUUGCGGCGAAAGUUUCUAGUAGUGCAGCAGCAGCGCUCGGCACCGCCGAAUCUGGCUGGAGACAACCUGCCGUCGGCGAUUCCCCAUGCCAGUGCCACCUCAGCCCCCACCAGCCUGAUGAUGACGACGUCCACGGGACUGGGAGGACUGACAGUAGGAGCCGGAGAGCCCGAGCGAACCUAUGUCUUUCCAGGCGGCAAUCCGUUAGUAGGUAGCGCCCCUGGUGGAGGACAGGGCAUUCCCGGAGUGGCGAUGGCGGCUCCUUCGAGGGGUCAUGCCCGCUCGAUAAGCCAUGGCGGAGGAGCCAUCGUUGGAGCCAAUGGACGACCCAUAAAGUCCGCCAUGAAAGGCCACCAACGGGCUUUUUCGCAGGGUCAAAUCACAGACUCACCGCCAGGAAGUGCUGCGCCCGCGGGCAGAGGUCAUAGUCGCGUUGGAUCCAAAACUGAUUUCAUCCUGCCACCGGGACACAAGGAGGAACCGGCCAGGGAACCCUCAGCGCCCACUUCAGCAACCGGGGGGCGUGGCCAUUCGCGGCAAGCCUCGCGAUCCGAAUCUAUAUACACACUCCGGCGUACUGAAGCGCCGCCCUGGUGGAAACGCCUCAGCCUGUGCAAUUACAACACCAGCGAUAAGUUCGAGGAGCGGAGUUACCGAAUGGUGGUGCCCAAUCACACAGUGCCGCCGAAAACUCCUAAGAGGGAUCACCCCAACGGACAGUUUGUGGGCAACAAGAUACGGACGACGAAGUACACACUGCUCUCCUUUAUACCGAAGAACCUGUUGGAGCAGUUCCAUCGAGUGGCCAAUUUGUACUUCAUCUUCAUCGUCCUGCUCAACUGGGUGCCGGAAAUCAGCGCCUUUGGCAAGGAGGUGGCAAUGAUCCCGGUGCUUUUCGUCCUGGGAGUGACGGCUGUAAAGGAUCUUUUCGAGGAUCGGAGGAGAAGAGCGUCUGAUAAGAGAAUAAACAACACCACCUGUCGGGUGUAUGAUGGAGAGACGGAACGGUACAAGAAGGUGAAAUGGCAGGACCUGCGUGUUGGGGACAUUGUCCACCUGUCCAACAACGAGACGGUGCCGGCGGACAUUCUGCUAUUGCGGACAAGCGACACCCAAGGGGUCUGCUACAUAGACACCUGCGAUUUGGACGGGGAAACGAAUCUGAAGCGUCGCGAGGUUGUACGUGGCUUUGAAGAGUUGCAGAGCAUUUUUGUGCCCAGCAAGUUUGUGAGUCGCGUGGAAGCGGAUGCGCCGACAACGAAGCUAUAUAGAUUCCAUGGGGCCUUAAUACAUCCAACUGGGGAGCGUGUGCCCAUAUCGACCGAGUGCCUUUUGCUGAGAGAGAGCAGACUGAAGAAUACGGACUAUAUCGAGGGUAUCGUGGUCUAUGCGGGACAUGAAACGAAGUCAAUGCUGAAUAACAGUGGUCCAAGGUACAAGCGCUCCCAGGUGGAACAGCAAAUGAAUAUUGAUGUGAUAUGGUGUGUGAUAAUUUUGUUGAUACUGUGCGUUGUUGGCGCCAUCGGCUGCAGAAUGUGGCUGAGCUCGUUUACCAACUUCCCAGUGCCCUAUCUGCCGGUGGAUAAUCUUAAUCCCAAUCUUGAAAGCUUGUGGAUAUUCUGGACGUACAUCGUCAUCCUGCAGGUGAUGAUUCCUCUAUCGCUGUACGUGACCAUCGAGCUGUGCAAGAUCCUACAGGUCUUUCACAUCCACAACAACGUUGAUCUAUACGAUCAGGAGACAAAUAAGCAGACGGAAUGUCGGGCGAUGAAUAUCACCGAGGAGCUGGGACAGAUCCAGCAUAUAUUUACUGAUAAAACUGGCACUCUCACUGAGAACAAGAUGAUCUUUCGACGCUGCGUUGUGAACGGGUCGGAUUACAAUCAUCCGCCUUCGGAGCUGGAAAAGAUGUACACUAAGCCAGGAGCACCAGCUCCGCCGCUGACACCGAAUGAAAACUUAAAUAAUGACAUGACACAAUUCACACAAGGGGCGUAUCUUACUCCCCAUGCGCAACGCAUUCAGGAGUUUCUGGUGGUGCUGGCCAUCUGCAACACGGUCAUCGUGGGUGCCGCUCCCCAUCGGGAUCUGAUGAAUGCCAGCGGGAUUAUCGAGGUGCAGCAAAUGGGCAGUAGUCCGGCGAACCUAAAGCACGGCAAGCAGCGACAAAAGCUGCUGGCCACCAGUACUACGACAACAACGACAACCAUAUUAAAUGGGCCAGUGAUACAGCAGCAGCCCGUAUCCAUACCAGCAGACCGUUAUAUCCGGUUGGCAGAAUCACGAUCAGUGACUCCCUCUCCGCCGCCCAAUCUGCUUUUUGCCCUGCCAGCCCAAAGUCACCAACCCACUCUUUCGCCCAUCAGCAGUUCGGCAGAAUCUUCACCGAAUUCCGAGUCUGAGUCACCCUCACCGCCGAUGAAGAACAAGAGCCUUUCCAACAGUAUUUCGCCUACAGGAAGGGCCAAGGCAGUCAUCAACUCCAAGAUUACCAGUUUGGCAACCUUCUUGAAUACGCGAACUCAGGGAAAGCGCUUGAAGCUACCCUCAUCCAAAACGGAGACCAUUUACAGAACCGCCGAUGGACGACCUCUUUACGAAGCCGAGAGUCCCGAUGAAUUGGCCCUGGUGAAUGCUGCCUAUAGCUAUGAUUGUUGUCUGCUAAAUCGUAGUGCCAACCAAAUUUUGGUCAGCAUGCCCAUGGGGGGUGCCACGAAAGAGUAUGAGAUACUCAAAGUACUGCCCUUUGACUCCAGUCGCAAGUGCAUGUCCAUUGUGGUUCGGCAAAUUGGCACCCAGGAGAUAGUGCUGUACACCAAGGGUGCGGAUAGUUCCAUCAUGCCUGUACUGGCGCCCUGCUCGCAUAACAGUCCCGAGGGGAUUUUGCGAGAACAGACGCAGCAAGAGUUGGAUCGCUAUGCCCGCGAGGGUCUGCGUAUCUUAGUGAUGGCCAAGAGGACCCUGAACUCUGCUGACUAUACGGAUUGGUGGGCUCGCCAUCAGGAGAUUGAGAUGUCGCUGGAGAAUCGCGAGCGAAGACUGCGCGACUCUUUCGGAAAGCUAGAAAGCAAUCUGACCCUGUUGGGGGCAACAGGUAUCGAGGAUCGCCUGCAAGAAGGAGUGCCAGAGACGAUAGCAUCACUACUCUCAGCGGGCAUCUCAGUUUGGGUUUUGACAGGCGAUAAACCCGAAACGGCCAUAAAUAUUGCCUAUUCCGCUAAACUAUUCACUCAGCAAAUGGAGCUCAUCAGGUUGACAGCGAGAUCCCGCGAUGCAGCUGAAACAGCUAUAAAUUUCUAUCUGACUGACAUGGAGAAUGACAAGACAACAUCCACUUUGUGCUAUGGCCAGACGAUUAGAAAGAAACAGCGCGCAUUGGUGGUGGAUGGAAAGACGCUAACCUUUAUUCUAGAUCCCAAGUCCAAACUGAUUCUGCCGUUUUUGCGGUUGUCGAAGAGAUGCGCUUCGGUACUCUGUUGCCGCUCCACGCCCCUGCAGAAGGCAUACCUAGUCAAAGUGGUUAAAGAGGAGCUCAAUCUGCGAACCUUGGCCAUUGGUGAUGGAGCCAACGAUGUGUCCAUGAUCCAAAUGGCCGACGUGGGCGUUGGAAUCUCUGGUCAGGAGGGCAUGCAAGCUGUGAUGGCAGCCGACUUCACUCUGCCCCGCUUUCGUUACCUGGAGCGGUUACUUUUGGCGCAUGGUUAUUGGUGCUACGACCGAUUGUCCCGCAUGAUUUUGUACUUUUUCUAUAAGAAUGCUGCCUUUGUCUUUCUGAUAUUCUGGUACCAGUUGUAUUGCGGGUUUUCUGGAUCCGUGAUGAUGGAUCAAAUGUACUUGAUGCUGUAUAAUUUGAUAUUCACCUCGCUGCCGCCUUUGGCCAUUGGAGUGUACGACAAGCGUGUGCCCGAAGAUCUCCUUCUAAAAAAUCCAUAUCUUUAUAAAAAUGGUCGACUAAGCGUAGCUUAUAGACCGCACGACUUCUGGCUGAUAUUACUGGAUGCCCUCUAUCAGAGCCUGGUUAUAUUUUUCGUGGCGCUGUGCGCCUAUGCGGAAAGCGAUGUGGGGAUCUGGGAGUUUGGUACGACGAUAACGGCGUCCUGUCUGUUCGCCAAUCUCGUGCACUGUGCCAUUGAAAUACGUUCCUGGACUGUGCUGCAUGUCUUAUCCAUAGUGGUUAGCUUAGGUUCCUUCUACCUCUUUUCGAUUGUGUACAAUUCAAUUUGCGCGAAUUGUUUCGGAGUGCUUUCCACGUACUGGGUGAUCUUUGUGUGCUUCUCCUCUGCUCUCCACUGGCUGGUGAUACUGCUCUCCACAGUGGUGGCUGUUCUGCCACGCCUGCUUCUGACCACAGUGCGUAUCUCGCUGUGUCCCGACGACAGCACCAAAGUUAUCCUGCAAAGCAAACGUGAACGCAGCAGAGGUGAGGGUUUGUUAGUUACUUGGUCGCGCUCCACGUCAGCCUCAUCAAUCUAUAGAAUCACCGAUUAUGGGUCUAAGAAUCAGAUUAUAACAACGAUUACCUGAUCGAGCGCCAAUAUGCAAUUCCUCGGCUAUCUCAGCAGUAACUAGGAUAAGGAAACACAACUAGCAACCCCUUAAACUUGUACACAUGUGCUUUCACUUUAAUUAUGUGGCCUUCGACACCGAUUAUUAAUAAUAUUGCAUUAGUUUAGUUGAUCCACUUUGUUCCGUAUGUUCCGAGAGAAAUUAGCUUAAAUGUACUUAGUGACCAAUUGAAAUAAUUUGUUUAGUGAAUGAUUUGUUGAAGACGCGCUUAGGGGUCCAACUUAACUUCAGAGUUUUCCCCUAACGCUAGAAAGAAAGCAAUUGCAGUUGCACAAUUGCACUUAUGUCAUAGUUUACAUAUUUAUUUGUAUAUAAGUAGAGAGUUAGUGCACUAGAACCGAACCCAACCUAACCGACUAUUGUUAAACAGAACCGAAAAUACAAUGAUAAUUCAUGUGGGUACAAUGUACGAAUAUUUAAACUAGCGACUAUUAUAUGUAUCACCCUAACAGAAAUACUUGACAAUUCAAACACAACAGAACUCCAUUGCGAGUUCGAUGAAAAGGCUGUGAUUCUACACUCAUGAAGGAUAUACCUAAGCAUAAGAUAUAUAUACACAUACCUAUAGACAUAGACUUGUACGUUAGUUGCAUUGAUUCAAGUAUUGACAGAAUUGUUUCUCACCUUCUGUUUCUUAGUUUAUUGUGUGAACAAGUGAAUUUUUUACUUUUUUAUUGAGACCAUGCGAUGACAAGUGGUAAUAAUCGAUUGUUGUAAUCCAUUAGUUGUACUAAACCAUUUACUCUACUUGUAGUCCUCUUCAAAAAGAAUACGAAACUCUAAAUGCAAUUCGAAAUUAACCUAAUACGUUAACAGGAAAGAUAUAAGAGAGCAAAACUCGUUAGCUGAAUAUUUACAUUGUUGAAAAGCAAGAAAUCAUUAAAUGAAAUAAAUGUAUAUUUAC
Molecule: messenger RNA, 6013 nt
Organism: Drosophila rhopaloa
Lineage: Eukaryota; Metazoa; Arthropoda; Insecta; Diptera; Drosophilidae
Product: phospholipid-transporting ATPase VA
Exons: 15
Coding region: 520-5067 (1515 amino acids)
Biological process (GO): phospholipid translocation
Cellular component (GO): plasma membrane
Molecular function (GO): ATP hydrolysis activity; ATPase-coupled intramembrane lipid carrier activity; ATP binding
Source: RefSeq, a predicted model, not a curated record